UUGGCAUGGUAAGCCAAUUUCCCCUCGACUAUAUGCAUUUAGUCUGCCUAGGCGUUAUGCGGAGGCUUCUACUUCACUAUUGGGUGCGGGGACGACCUCAUCGAUCAAAGCUCCCACCACGUGCACAGACUAGCAUCUCAACAAUGCUCAUGAAACUCCAGAGACACACCCCUCGGGAGAUGGCUCGGAAGCCCCGGAGUCUUCAUGAAUUAGAGAGAUGGAAGGCCACUGAGCUACGAAACUUCCUCUUGUACUUCGGUCCUGCGGUUCUAAAAGACCACAUGGAGAAGCGCUACUACCAGCACUUUCUCAAACUGAGCAUUGCAGUGUCAAUCCUGUCAAGCCCACGACUCUGCCAUGAGGAGAUUGAUUCUGCAGAGAAGCUGCUUGAAGAGUUUGUUUCUGAUGCUGGGGACCUGUACGGUGAAGGCAUUUACGUGUACAACAUACAUUCUCUGCUGCAUCUUACUGCUGAUGUGCGGAGGUUCGGUCACCUUGACUCCUUCUCUGCGUUCCGGUUUGAGAACUUUCUGGGUCAACUGAAGCGAGAUUUGAAGUCACCAAAUCGACCAUUACAACAGAUUGUAAAACGCUUAGAAGAGCGCAGUCAUGCUGACUUGCAUCCUAGAAUACCACCGAAGCAGCAGGCAUUGUUGCAAAAGCCGCAUAAUGCCGGACCAGCACCUCCAGGAUUUAAGGGAGAGCAGUAUCACAAGCUAGUUCUUCAAGGCAUGGUUCUGGAAGUGAACCUACCAGACUCAUGUUUUCUGAUGGAAGAUGGAAAUGUAGUCGUCGCAACAAAUGUUGUGUCCCGUGAUGGAGAGAUCAAGAUCUGUGGCCAGUUUUUCAAGAGAUUAACAAACUUCUAUGCCGGCAUUGUUGACACAACUGGACUGUGUACUUUCAGGGCUUCUCAGGUUUCGUCUGCAAAUGCUUUGUGGACUGUUGAACAGGUCAAAUCAAAGUGCUGCUGGCUUCCUUGUGGGGGUGAAUUUUUGGUUAAGCCACUCUUGCACACAGGAUAGCUCAGAUAAGCAAUAUCUGCCGUAAAUGUGCUCUCACUUAUAGUGUUGUUUUAAUGAGUAUAUAAUCAUCACGAAUAAAAAUAAAGUGUGUGUGCUAAUGUCUUUGGCAUAAAUUAUGUCUUUAUGCUAAUAACUGCUAGGGGAUUUUUAAGGACAUUUCUUCUGAUUAUAAGGCAUCUGUAGGUUGAAAAUUGAGGGAUUAGAAAAAAGCUGCUAUAAAUAGAACUGUUUAUAUGAUGGAAAGACCAAAAUAGAAAAGCUGUAAGGUGAAUGUCUAAUAAAAGGUUAGUUUUCUUUUGCUCAUGAUGUGUGCUCACUACUUUAGCUCUUUAAAUGAAUGAUAAUGUGAUUAUCCUUUGACUUGGUGAUUACACGUAACUAUUGUCCCAACUGAUAGAUAUCCCAGCUAAGAUGCCGCAAGUAUAAAAAGACUGAACACUCUACGCCAGAGGUACACAACCUUUUCGGGACUGCGAACCCCCAAAGCUUCUGAGUGCCCUCCGGCGACCCCCGCCUUAACUAUUUUUGGAGCUCUCCGAGGCUCUGUAGCCGCCAGACAUUUCCCCACAACCUCCAGUCUGUGCACCUCUGCUCUACACAAGUGAAAACCACUAUGUUGUUAGCAGGUGUCUUGCGAAACGCAAGAAAGACUUGGCAAACUUUUA
Ixodes scapularis (black-legged tick) is the source of this 1690-nucleotide messenger RNA. RefSeq lists its product as uncharacterized. Bases 6 to 1025 code for a protein of 339 amino acids. NCBI's taxonomy places the organism in Eukaryota, Metazoa, Arthropoda, Arachnida, Ixodida, Ixodidae. The record is from RefSeq and is a predicted model, not a curated record. The transcript has a single exon.